Molecule: messenger RNA, 579 nt
Organism: Notechis scutatus (mainland tiger snake)
Lineage: Eukaryota; Metazoa; Chordata; Lepidosauria; Squamata; Elapidae
Gene: LYRM4
Product: LYR motif containing 4
Biological process (GO): iron-sulfur cluster assembly
Cellular component (GO): mitochondrion; L-cysteine desulfurase complex
Source: RefSeq, a predicted model, not a curated record
GGCUUGCCGGGAAGCCCGGCAGCGUGUUUACAAAAUGGCAGCGUCCAGGAGGGCUGAAGUGCUGCGUCUCUAUCGGGCCUUGCUGCGAGAAAGCCAGGCUUUCAACGCUUACGGCUAUAGGACAUAUGCCAUCAGAAAAAUAAGAGAUGCCUUUAGAGAAAACAAAAACAUCAACGAAUCAUCAGAAAUAGAUACACUAAUCAACAAAGCAAAAACUAAUCUGGAAAUGAUACAUCGGCAGGUCACUAUUGGUCAAUUGUAUACAGCAGAGAAGCUGGUCAUUGAGUGCCCACAAAAAGCAUAAUUCGGAUGCUUUUUUUCUUCAGAAGUAAAGGCCAACUACUGAAAGUUAUCAGCACUCUACAACAGGCACAGAUUUACAUUUAAAUGCGUAUUACCAUCUGUAUAUAUGGCUGAGCUACCUUAUUCCUCCGGUUUGAAAAUAUAAGAAUAAUUGUAUAAAGUAUAGUUUUAUUAUAAUUUUAUUAUUUACGUGCCAAUAAAAUGGAUUGGUUUCAUUGUACAUGAAUGUCAUUGUUUGCUCAUACAUUUUCCUGACAAUAAAAUAUUUGCUCACUU